AUGUCACUAGCUAAACCUUUGGCCAAGAUACAAGCACUUUAUACACCAUCCAAUGGCUCUAUCACCAACCAGAUAUGGUAUGUCCUUGCGGCAGUUGUCAUGACAUCGUUGAACCGGUCUCAGGAUAUCCCUCAAGUAUAUGAAGCAGUGGAAAAGACGGUGUAUGCGGAUGACAAGGAUAAACAAGACACCGAAAAGAGCAAGGUGCUACUUCGGAUGCGUGAAGGCAUUUUCAAGUCCUUUGUGAUUAUUGGAUACCCAAAGAUCAUCAAUUCUCUUCAAGCUCUCAAUACAGGCGUAUCAACCCAAGUGCUAUCCAAAAUGCCGUCAACGCCGAUUAGAACCGAAUCAUCAUGGAACGAUAUUAUCAAGCAGCGUGAACGUGGUCAACAUUUGUUUGAUACGAUCUAUGAGCGUCAUUCAAAAAAGGUCCAAGAAAACAUGUACACGGCGUAUCCGGAUCUUGGACAAGCAGCCAUUCAUCAGCUCUAUGGACCCGUUUUGGCUGAAUCAAGCGUGAUUUCUGCCAAGGAAACAAGCUUGAUCAUGGUGGCUGGAUUGAUGUUACAAGACGUGCCUGCACAAUUAAAGGGACAUCGAUAUGGAGCACUACAUCAUGGUGCCACGCAACAAGAUUUGGAACGUUUAGAAAUCAUGGUGGAUAUCAUUGCAAGGCAUUACAACGUCUAA
This is a messenger RNA of Lichtheimia ornata, 690 nucleotides long. RefSeq lists its product as uncharacterized. NCBI's taxonomy places the organism in Eukaryota, Fungi, Mucoromycota, Mucoromycetes, Mucorales, Lichtheimiaceae. The transcript is spliced from 4 exons. The record is from RefSeq and is a predicted model, not a curated record. Bases 1 to 690 code for a protein of 229 amino acids.